CCUCCAUUUUCUCUUUAUUUUCCCCUUCCUUCCGUCUGUUCUCUCUCUACACUCUCUCUCACUAUCCGUUGGAAACCAAAAGCUCACACAAAACCUCUCUCACAAAUUGUGGAACAUGAACAGAGGGGGGAUUGCAGACCACCACCACCGGUUAUGAAUCCCACCACCGAACAACCACCGCCACCGCCUCCGCAGCCCCACCGGUCCUCCUUCACCUGCGACCGUCACCCAGAAGAGCAGUUCACCGGCUUCUGUCCCUCUUGCCUCUGUGAGCGCCUCACCACCCUAGACCAAUCCUCCGCCGCCGCCGCCUCCUCCUCUCGCAAACCCUCAUCCACCACCACCUCCUCCGCCGCAGCGGCGGCUCUCAAAGCCAUCUUUAAAGUCCCCGGCACAACUACCACCGAACACAACAACAGAAACAAAACAAAACCCUCCUUCUUCCCGGAACUCCGGCGUACGCAGUCUUUUUCGGCUUCGAAAAACGAGAAAAUUUCCGGCGUGUUCGAGCCCCAACGCAAGUCCUGCGACGUUAGAGCUCGGAACACUCUCUGGUCGCUCUUCAACCUCGACAGCGAGCACAAAACCGAAGUAGAGACUCGGAAUCCUGGGUUGGCCUCUUCUUCAGUAGCCGGUCCAGUGUUGGAGUCUAAAGAAGAAGACGAACACGAAGACUAUGACCACGACGACGAUAACGAAAUUAGGGUUUCUGAAGAACCAAAUGUACCAACUGUCAUAAAAGGAACAGCUGCAAAAAUUGUUGAGGAAGUUCAAGAGGAGAUUAAGCCGAUGAAAGAUCACAUAGAUCUCGAUUCGCAACCUAAGAAACCCAUUGCGGUAACUUUUUGGUCCGCGGCUUCUGUGUUCAGCAAGAAAUGGUUCAAAUGGAGGCAAAAGCAGAAGCUGAAGAAGCGAAACACCGGCGGUGAAUCAGCUACAUUGCCGGUGGAGAAGCCGAUUUCGAGGCAGUAUCGCGAGACCCAGUCUGAGAUCGCCGACUACGGGUUCGGACGGCGAUCUUGCGACACGGAUCCGCGGUUCUCGCUUGAUGCUGGACGAAUCUCGUUCGAGGACCCGCGAUACUCGUUCGACGAGCCUAGGGCUUCAUGGGACGGGUACUUGACCAGCCGGACAUUUCCUCGGCUUCCGCCUAUGGUCUCGGUGGUGGAGGAUGCUCCGGUGGUGCAUGUUUCACGGUCCGAUACCCAAAUUCCGGUGGAAGAGCCGUUGAAUUGUGUCUAUGACGACGACAUAGUCCCCGGUGGGUCAGCUCAGACGAGGGAAUACUAUUCAGACUCGAGGAGAAGGAAGAGUCUUGAUAGGUCUAGUUCAAUGAAGAAAACUGCAGCCUCUAUAGUGUCAGAGAUUGAUGAAUUAAAAGGUGUUUCAAAUUCCAAAGUGUCACCUGCAACUAUUGAUUAUUUUCAUGGGACUAAGUUAAUGGGUGGAGAUAGAGAUUUGAGGGAUUCCAAUUCGAAUUCUAUGAGAGAUGAUUGUUCGGAGACAUUUGAGUUGGGUUUUAAAGAUAAUGCUUCAGUUGUUGGAAAUGCUGAACAGAAAGGGUCGAAGAAGUCCCGGCGGUGGAACAUUUGGGGUUUCAUACGUCGUCGCACCGGAGGGAACAAGGAUGAGGAUGAAGAAAAGUGUAGCAGAGUAAAUGGGGUGGAGAGGUCUUUUUCGGAGUCGUGGCAAGACCUGAGGAGGGAAGGAAAUGGGGAUGCAAGAGGAUUUUUGAACAGGAGAGUGUUUAGAAGCAAUAGUAGUGUGAGCUCAAGGAAUUCUUAUAAUGUGGGUGGAUCAUUUGGCAGUGUGAGGAAGUCAAAUGUGGAGGCAAAUGGGAAUGGUAGAAAGGGGAGAGAUGAGUUUGUUUUGGAUCGGAAUCGGAGUGCUAGGUAUUCACCUACCAAUAUUGAUAAUGGCCUCUUGCGGUUCUACUUGACGCCUAUGAGAAGCUCUCGAAGAGGAGGUUCGGGGAGAAGUAGACCGAAUAACUCAUAUUCCAUUGCAAGAAGCGUGUUGCGGCUGUACUGAAAUUGAAGGUCCCUAAGGUACCAAGAUCAAUUUUCAGAAGCUAUGAAAAAGGCAGAUUAAUCAUGUCUUGGACGAGGAAAAAGCUACUUGAAUGAAAUUCAAUAGCAACUUCCAAGUGUCUUAUGGGAGCAAGCUUGAACCGCCAAGAGUGAUUGAUCAAGGUGCAGGUGGUAGAUACAAUCUCGGUACAACGGAGGAUACAAAGCUGAAAACUUUGUUCCACACACUAAGGCUACCGAAUCAGAAUGUGUAGAGUUCAUUUCUAGAGUAACUCAAAAGUCCUUUUCUUCCUAAUUUUAUUAGUAGGUUUGUAUUCUGUAAUCCUAAUUUUGUUAAUAAUGAAGUGGUGAAUUGGUGGAUUUUUUGAAAUGGGAAAAGACAGUUAUUGGUUUUGAUUCCUUUACAUUCCUUGUAAAUCAGUGACAAAACUGGUGGGUUUAUUAUAUACUACAAUCUGUUCAUGUAAUCUAUUGUGGAAUGUAAAUGACAGAUUUGGAACAAAAUUAUUCUUCAUAAAACCUUAGGUUUGCUUUUCUGGACUUUAAAUUGAUUUAG
Cornus florida is the source of this 2586-nucleotide messenger RNA. RefSeq names its product protein OCTOPUS-like. Gene Ontology annotation, cellular component: plasma membrane. NCBI's taxonomy places the organism in Eukaryota, Viridiplantae, Streptophyta, Magnoliopsida, Cornales, Cornaceae. The record is from RefSeq and is a predicted model, not a curated record. Bases 154 to 2031 code for a protein of 625 amino acids. The transcript is spliced from 2 exons.